AUGACUGCCGUUGCGGCUAUAUUAGACUUAAAGUCUUUUAACCUAAUCAAAACCUGGCCGGAGCUAGCCAACAAAACCGACGACGAAUUCGAUGAGUAUCUCGCUGAAAGAGGCUUGCUCUGGAGAGAAAAUCCAUGUCCGUCUUGUCACGAGUCGAGAAAAAUCUCUAAGCAAAAGAAUGCCUCUGGAGCGUUUUGCAAGCAGAAAUUUGAGUGUUACAAACGAGCAUGUCGAAAUUCACGUUUCAACUGCAAAACUGGAUAUUUGAAGGGAACUUUCUUUGAGGGAUUACGUGGAAGCCGUAAAAAGAUUUUUCUGUGUAGCUUCCUCUAUUUGAAUGGAAAGAUGGUGAUGAAAGAGUUGGCAGAAACUUUGGAAACUGAGGAAAAGACAGUAAUUCAGUGGUGCCAAUGGUUCAGGGAUAUCAUGGCGGAGAGUUUAUAUCAGCCCGCAAUUAUGAUCGGAGGUGUUGAAGAGACGGUUCAGAUCGAUGAAACAAACAUUGUCAAGAGAAAGUAUAAUGUGGGAAGGAUCGUUCGUAAUGGAUGGUUAAUAGGCGGUAUCCAGAAUAACACUCGUGCCGUUUUUAUCGAAAUCGUCGAUAAAAGAGAUCAAGCAACGUGUGAAAGAAUCAUUCAACAAUAUGUUGCUCUAGGCACAACAGUCAUCACUGACUGUUGGCGAGGAUACAACGGACUCGCGGCGCUAGGUUAUGAUCAUAAAACAGUGAACCAUUCUCAAAAUUUUGUGGACCCUGCCACUGGUCUCCAUACGCAGAGAGUUGAGUCGCUUUGGAGCCAUUUGAAGCGUAGAAUCAAGCCAAACAUGGACGCUCUGAAACUCGUGCUCCACGACUUAUGGCUCGCUGGUCAAGGCACAACUGCCACUUCUCUCUACGUCGGGUUCUUGAAACUUGUGACCCAUCCAUCCGUGAUUUUGAAAAUUCAAAAAGAGCUUCUAAAAAUCACCCAAGGCUCCAGGGACCUCACUCUCCAGGACAGACCCAACACACCAUACUUAAAUGCCACAAUUGCAGAAAUUCAAAGAUUCACUUCGGUGUUAAAUGUGAAUUUUUGGAGAAUAAAUGAUGAAUUAAUCAGCUUUCGAGGAUUCCAAGUUCCGGCUGGAACAAUGAUGACUGCUCAAAUUGGAGCUCUUCAUGUGAAUGAGCAACUUUUCGAAAAUCCAGAUGAAUUCGAUCCGGAGAGAUUUUUAAGGAACGAAAAGCUUCUUCAACAAUUGAUACCAUUUGGAAUCGGAAAACGAUCGUGUGUAGGAGAACAGUUGGCACGAUCGGAGCUGUACUUGGUCCUGGGAAACUUGCUACUUCGCUACGACAUCCGUGCUCAUGGUGCACUUCCAACCAACAUGGAUGUGUUCCCGUAUAGUUCUGCAAAACUUCCCGACACUUCUGGAAAAUUUGAAUUCAGAAAGAUUCAAAAAACGUAG
Caenorhabditis briggsae is the source of this 1449-nucleotide messenger RNA. The coding region runs from base 1 to 1449 and encodes 482 amino acids. The transcript has 4 exons. Gene Ontology annotation, cellular component: intracellular membrane-bounded organelle; cytoplasm. Lineage: Eukaryota; Metazoa; Nematoda; Chromadorea; Rhabditida; Rhabditidae. Gene Ontology annotation, biological process: xenobiotic metabolic process. Gene Ontology annotation, molecular function: iron ion binding; heme binding; oxidoreductase activity, acting on paired donors, with incorporation or reduction of molecular oxygen, reduced flavin or flavoprotein as one donor, and incorporation of one atom of oxygen. The record is from RefSeq and is a predicted model, not a curated record.